Mucor velutinosus is the source of this 366-nucleotide messenger RNA. RefSeq lists its product as uncharacterized. Gene Ontology annotation, molecular function: ubiquitin protein ligase activity; cullin family protein binding; zinc ion binding. Gene Ontology annotation, biological process: protein ubiquitination; ubiquitin-dependent protein catabolic process. The record is from RefSeq and is a predicted model, not a curated record. Lineage: Eukaryota; Fungi; Mucoromycota; Mucoromycetes; Mucorales; Mucoraceae. Gene Ontology annotation, cellular component: cullin-RING ubiquitin ligase complex; nucleus. The transcript has 5 exons. Bases 1 to 366 code for a protein of 121 amino acids.
AUGUCAACACCUAUGGAUAUAGACCCUCCUACUUCUUCAGCAGCUUCAGAAAUUACACUUGUAGAUGAUGUUAAAGGAAAAGGAAAGGAAGAAAAACCUCGUUUCGAAGUAAAGAAGUGGAAUGCUGUUGCUCUUUGGGCUUGGGAUAUUGUUGUAGAUAACUGUGCUAUUUGCAGAAAUCACAUCAUGGAUUUGUGUAUCGAAUGUCAAGCAAAUCAAGCAUCAGCAACUUCAGAAGAAUGCACAGUCGCUUGGGGUAUUUGUAACCAUGCCUUUCACUUCCAUUGCAUUUCUCGUUGGUUAAAGAGUCGUCAAGUCUGUCCUCUUGAUAAUCGUGAGUGGGAAUGGCAAAAAUAUGGCCGAUAA